UAGGCCUGUUUCCGGUAGGAAUUAGUGGAUUCGGCGGCAGAGGCAGUGCGGAUCCGGCGUUGUCCAGUGAGGUUUUCCAAGGCUGCACAGAGAUGGCGGCGGCUUUUCGGAAGGCGGCUAAGUCCCGGCAGCGGGAACACCGAGAGCGAAGCCAGCCUGGCUUUCGAAAACAUCUGGGCUUGCUGGAGAAAAAGAAAGAUUACAAACUUCGUGCAGAUGACUACCGUAAAAAACAGGAAUACCUCAGAGCUCUCCGUAAGAAGGCUCUUGAAAAAAAUCCAGAUGAAUUCUACUACAAAAUGACUCGGGUUAAACUCCAGGAUGGAGUACAUAUUAUUAAGGAGACUAAGGAAGAAGUAACCCCAGAACAACUAAAGCUGAUGAGAACUCAGGACGUCAAAUAUAUAGAAAUGAAGAGGGUUGCAGAAGCUAAGAAAAUUGAAAGACUAAAAUCAGAGCUCCAUCUGCUGGAUUUCCAGGGGAAGCAACAGAACAAGCAUGUGUUCUUUUUUGACACCAAAAAGGAAGUUGAACAGUUUGACGUUGCAACUCACCUGCAAACAGCCCCGGAGCUAGUCGACAGAGUCUUUAAUAGGCCCAGGAUAGAGACCUUGCAGAAAGAAAAAGUGAAAGGAGUUACCAAUCAGACUGGACUUAAGCGAAUAGCUAAAGAAAGGCAAAAGCAAUAUAACUGCCUGACACAGCGGAUUGAACGAGAGAAGAAAUUGUUCGUUAUUGCUCAGAAAAUUCAAACACGCAAAGAUCUUAUGGAUAAAACUCAGAAAGUGAAGGUGAAGAAAGAAACGGUGAACUCCCCAGCUAUUUAUAAAUUUCAGAGUCGUCGAAAACGUUGACAUGUUAUAGAUAAGCCUCGUCAUUCUGCAUCAAAAAUCUGUUGUCUUUUUCUAGUAACUUCAAAUUCCAUUAGUCCAAAUGGCAUGGUUUUCCGGUUUGUAACCAUAACUAAAUUGUCAGUCUGACAUUUAAUGUCUUUCUAUGGACAACAUUAAAUCUCCCUCUCUUCUGUAAUUGUU
Rhinopithecus roxellana (golden snub-nosed monkey) is the source of this 1034-nucleotide messenger RNA. It is a transcript of the gene UTP11, whose product is annotated as UTP11 small subunit processome component. Lineage: Eukaryota; Metazoa; Chordata; Mammalia; Primates; Cercopithecidae. The transcript is spliced from 8 exons. Gene Ontology annotation, biological process: rRNA processing. The record is from RefSeq and is a predicted model, not a curated record. Gene Ontology annotation, cellular component: small-subunit processome; nucleolus. The coding region runs from base 93 to 854 and encodes 253 amino acids.